UGCAGCAUACUUAGUUCAUCCGAUCGGAGUACUUUCGAAAGGUUCCGUGCAAUGUCAAUAAACCACACAAAGGGGACCAUUCUGGACCCCUCUGGCUUCAUACCCCCAGUCUCUUACUGUACUCCGUAAACUCUGGUGAUAUUGCCUCCAGGACAUACCAUCACAGACCAUGUUGACGUGCAAGGAAUCCACGUGUAGAAAGAUAUCCGCUGCAAGAUGGAAGACCCUCGACUGUGAUGAGAUAUUUAGGACGUAUUCUCCGACCAUGUAUUCCUACUUCGUUCUCCGGCUCGUCAAACCUGGCACCCUAAACGGAGCAUUUGGGCGCUCCCCAGCCGACCGGUGAGGACGUAUAUGCAAGUAUUAUGAAAAGAAUCGUCAGAACUAUGCUGACCUGGCUAGAGAAAAGUGGAGGAUAUGAAUACUUCCAAAAGUCGGCGCCGAGAGAGGGCCCCCAUUAUGUUCUUGGCAUCAAGGGCAAGUCAACUGGCGAGUGCGGUUAAUCAUCAUUCCCGAGAAAAAUCUGAAAGGAACGUUCACCGCCAUUUUAAAUGAUUUUCUCAAAUCCAUGCAUAGAGUCAAGUCAUAGACCGGCCAAUGAUGGAUUUGGGGCUCGACGACGAUCUGUUCCCAGCCAAUAAGUACUGCCCCAUAUGUGGGGUGGUUCUCCUGUGCGAAGAGCUGGAAGAGACCCCCGAGACCCGACGGCCAUGGUACGCCGAAGUACGGGCUGUGGCCAAGGAAGAAUACUGCACCAAUUUCAUGACCGGGGUAGGUUUUCUUGACUCCCGCGAUGUUCUCUGUGCUCCGUUAGACGAAGAGUUGGACUAUCUCAACGCAUUCGAGCUGCACGACGUGGAUUUACUGCGAACGGAAUCAGAGCUGCACGGCUUUGGUCUCCAUGAUUCCUGCUGGAUGCUGCUGCAGGACCGUCUGUGGCAUACAAUUGACUCCGAAAAAAUUGCCCAGUCUCUUUAUGACCUGUUUUACUGCACCCCAUCGCCACACCGAUCUAGUCUCUCUUUUGGACAUGAUUAUGGGGGUGCUAAACGUUGGCAAAGGGCGUAUGGCGACAUCUCCCUGCCGGAGGACAUGCCACUGCUCUUGCAGGCGGAUCCAUAUGCUAUUCCACUCUUAGAAAAGCUCGAGGAGAACGCACCUGAUGUGGAUGGCGGACGAGACUAUCGCUCGGCGUGUACUACGACGUCUACUGACAUCAAUACUGGAUACCGUAACUCCUUCGGCCAACUGUCUUUAGAACUACUCCAUGAGGUUGUAUCGUACUUAUCUGUUCCUCAGCUCCUGGACCUAAAAUGUACAAGUCGCGAUCUUGCGCAGCGCUUGGUAUUCUCCAGCCUGCCACAGUCCUUUUGGAAGAACCAGUUUGCUCGAGGCGCCGAUAUGGACUUCCUCUUUCCUGAUCUCGAACAAACACGGGAUUGGUUCCGAUUAUAUCGCGGUACAGUGUCCAUUCUUCAGGUCAAAGAUCAAUCUCCUGAAAAGCUUUCCCUGCUCAACCGCAAAAGAAUCCGUGCACUCCUGGAGCCAAUAGCAUCGGUCGUAGAAAUAGACAGCGGACGAUCGAAAGAACCUCGCGGGCGCCGGGCAAACUGUCUGGAGCUACGACCUGGACAUUGGUUCGUGUCGGAGGGGCUAACCCAAUGGCGCGCUGAAAAUAUGUAUACGGCACAUCUAACCUCGGGAAUGGACUAUCUUCCACAUGGAUGCUACGUACCUCGCUACCGGAUUGGCGCGGUCCCACAUACCAUGUUGCAUGGCGGCGAAAUCAAAAUAUCAACCGUGCAGCUAGGGGCACGGGUGUUCAUUGCCGGUAUAAGUCAUCGUUCUACAGGGAUUAAUGAAGAGGCUAUCGGAUACGCGGACAUGACCGGCCAGAGAACGAUCAACGUGCCUCCUGGGUCCAUAUUUAAUGAAAUUGAAGUUGCAUUUUCCCCCGAAGGCCUGCGGGGCAUCCGAUUUCAUUUUGGGGAAAACACUGUAUCUGACUGGAUUGGGGAUACAAGUGAUAAGGAGAUGAGUUAUGGUGUCCUGAAGAUCCCUCAAUCGGCCCGCGGGACAUAUCAUAUCCUCGCCGGUACAGAUGCUUAUAAAUUAACCGCCAUUGGAACCAUUCAUAACGAGUCACGGGAAGAGAAGUCUAACACUCCCUUUUGGCUGGAUUAUCCUCUAGAUCUCACCCUCCCUGAGUCAUACCUAUGGCAGUCUGAACGACCCAGCUAUGACAAUUUACGGAUCUAUCAAUUCCAACCUGACAACGUAGGGACGCCCUAUCGCCCCUUGAUGAAUAUCGACUUUGGCGGGCCGAAUGGCGAGUGGCUUGAUUCACUCGUCAGCAUGGAGGUCCAUGUCGCAUCUGAGUUCUUUCCUAUCCUUGGAAUGACAUUCAACUACACCGACAAGACCUUGCAGUUUGGCAAAUGUACCUCCGACAACAAAUUGACCUUCUCAGUCGAUGGGCCAGGUGGGGAACGGAUCACCGACGUUGUCGGGAUUACAACAGGUAAUAGUGACGCCAGCUGUAUUUAUGGUCUAACGGUCACCACAAACCACAACCGAGAAAUGGAGUUCAAGCCCGGCAAUCCAUGUGACGGCUCUAGCAGCCCACAUGGGGUUUCGCCAACUCCUUGCUACCUUGAAGAUCUUCCUCAAGAACGCAUUAUUACCGGAUUUGUGGCCACACAGCGCUGGCGUCAGGAGUACUUCAAAGAGCUGGGUAUUCAAAUACAAUUGCCCAGUGGGUCUGAUGAAGGCCGAAGCGCAUGACAGCUUUAUUGAGAGACGCGUCGAGCUGGGUUGAUACAAUGAAAACGUUGACUGGUAUGUAGGUUACCGCACUCUGCAGCUGUCUGGCGAAGCAAACAAACAUGCGAGCGUUGGCUUAUCUUGUGUUACGAUAGGUUGAAUAAUAUCUUCCAGAGAGAUAUUCUGUUUGAAGUCUCUGCUUCUGUGCGCUGGUGGAUUCCUACGAUAUGCCACUCAUCAAGGACAAUUAUGAAAAUCUGAUAUUUUGGGGCGGGUAACCUGCGCCUAUUACAACAAUGGGUUUAUGUCUUGUAUGCCGGUGGUAUGAGCUGAAGGAAAUUCUGUGUGCUUGCGAUAAGAGGAAAUCUUUCCAUUUAGACUCUCCUUUCCAGUUAACGUUGAC
This is a messenger RNA of Aspergillus pseudotamarii, 3166 nucleotides long. RefSeq lists its product as uncharacterized. Gene Ontology annotation, molecular function: protein binding. NCBI's taxonomy places the organism in Eukaryota, Fungi, Ascomycota, Eurotiomycetes, Eurotiales, Aspergillaceae. The transcript is spliced from 4 exons. Bases 598 to 2784 code for a protein of 728 amino acids. The record is from RefSeq and is a predicted model, not a curated record.